Messenger RNA from Aspergillus lentulus, 2094 nucleotides. The record is from RefSeq and is a predicted model, not a curated record. NCBI's taxonomy places the organism in Eukaryota, Fungi, Ascomycota, Eurotiomycetes, Eurotiales, Aspergillaceae.
AUGGCGUCAGAGUUUAUUGGCUACAAUGUCUUGGUGACGCUCAGAGCACCACCGAAUGCAAGCGUUCAAGGAGUGGUGGCCAACGUCAUUGGCCAACGUCUAAUGCUAAGGAACGUGACUCUUUCUUGGACCGGCCAACAAUUGCCUACCUAUUCCAUCGAAGCCCCCGACAUUGCAGAUCUCUCUCUGGGGCCUUCGAAGACGCAGAGCACCUAUGCCAACCUACGCGAGACAUCUGUAACUCCAACUCAACAGUCGUUUGUUGAUCCGGCGAUUGUCAGCUAUGGAAAGCCGCCUUCCAAGUCAUUCAGUCCGCCUGUUUUGCAGAGCCAAUCCAUCCCGAAUGUGCUGAGCGCCCAGCAGUUUCAGGCUUCCCAACAAGCUCAUUAUGGAGAUGCGGCGGUUUCGGCUGCCCUAACAGAGCCAUUCAGCAAUCUGGAGCUGAAUGUUGACAACAAUGCUAAGGCUCCUAAGGUCGCGCCGCAGACGGAAGAGCCGCAUGAUGCGCUGGAUGAGAAUGAAGGCUUGGCACCGCUGCAAGCCGCUUCACAAUUUACGACUAAGCGAAGCCGCCGGAGUGGUCGGACAGGGCAUCCUCAAAAUGUCGCAGGCAAUGAGCACGAUGGGGCAAAUAAUACAAAUCCGAAAACCAAGGGCUGGCGCCAGACUGCAUUUGUCCAGCCGGCCGACACAACUGAAUUUAAAACCCCACAAAAAUACAAGGAAAGUUUCCCCGAUUCUACUGGACGACGUCGCAAGAAGAGGGGUCGUGGGUACGCUGAAGAUCCCAAUGGCUGGGCAACUGAGGACGCAACAGAUAUCCAGGAGAUGGGCGACUUCGAUUUCGAAAGCAACCUAUCCAAGUUCGAUAAAAGAAGGGUUUUUGAGGAAAUCAGAAACGACGACACUACCGCGGAUGAGGAUCGAUUGGUCAGCUUCAAUAGGAAACCGAGACCUGGAACAAAUGGUGGGAAGAAUCUCCACUGGACAGAAAAUGUACUGGACAGCCCUCAGGAGAGUGAGAACGGCGAUUCCGAUCAGGGCCGGAGCGAUGCGAAGCUCAGCAGUGGUAAUUAUUCAGGCCGCGAACUAUCCAGGGCAUCGGCACGUGCCCGAGACUCUCGGAAGGGAAGCGCAAUUCUUGGACAACCUUUGGUGCCACCGCAGAUCAAUUCAAUCGGGCGAAGUCAGCUAAGCUCAUCACGUACUACAAGCCCUCGCCCUAAUAAGACACCCGUGUCAGCGUCACCAAUGACCGGUGCCGUUGGAUCGGGAGCUUCUUUGCGCCUUACAACUACCAAUCGCAGCUGCCCCACGGUUAGCCCAUUGCAAACUCUUGAAGUGGAGCAAAUUGCCGUCGCAGAGCUGGGGUUGACGGAAGACAUGAUCACCGAGAACGCUGGGAGAGACAUAGCAGAAGCUGCCGUCGGUCUCUUGUCGAAUGAUGCUGCUGCCCCCACGAUCCUCGUUCUUACCGGCAACCAUCGUACUGGAGCCCGAGCCGUUUCUGCAGCGCGCCAUCUUCGUAAUCGUGGCCAUCGUGUCACCUUAUGUGUUCUGGGUCUAGAACACGAGAAUGAGCUACUUGAAAACUGCCGCAAACAGCUUGAUGUAUUCAAGAAGAUUGGCGGGCGUGUCUUCAGAUGGGAAGACCUUUCCGCACAGCUCUCAAGCUCUGACUUUGCGCCUGAUCUGGUUGUUGAUGCACUCUUUGGUAUCCACAUCUCAUUCGAGGACCUGCGCACUGACGAUCAAGCUAUUGCUUUCGAGAUGAUCGCUUGGGUCAACCGUAGUAACCUCGAUAUUCUAUCCGUCGAUGUUCCAUCUGGCCUGUCUGCUUCCAGCGGCGAAGUGACGAUGGUCGAAGACGGCCGAGUAUGCGUCAAUUCCACAUCCGUAGUCUGUCUCGGAGCCCCUAAGACGGGAGUCGUCAAUGCCCUCCAGGCUGGAGAGGGACUUUCUUGGAAACUUUCCGUCGCAGACAUCGGCAUCCCGCAAAUCGUUUGGCGUAAGUACGGCACCCGUCGUCGGCACGGGAUCGACUUUGGGAAUCGCUGGGUGGUUCCUCUCCGCUUCCAACCUCCUCCUGCUUAA